AUGUUGCAGAAGAUUGUCGGUCUGUUGGCCGUCCAGGCGGCUCUAGUUGCAAGCCUACCGGCCCCCGAGCCUGCUCCAUCGCCGCCAGGAGUUCCUUCUGCGUCAACUGCGCGAAGCGAGCUGGCUGCGUUGACCGUUGCACCCCAAGGAUCUCAAGAUGGUUAUUCCCGGGCUGAAUUCCCGCAUUGGAUCACACAAAGCGGGAGUUGCGAUACUCGGGAUGUCGUUCUCAAGCGCGACGGAACCAAUGUAGUGCAAAGCGCGAGUGGCUGCACCACCACGAGUGGUACUUGGGUCUCGCCCUAUGACGGCGCAACCUGGACGGCCUCGAGUGAUGUCGACAUCGACCAUCUCGUUCCGCUCUCCAAUGCCUGGAAGUCCGGUGCAUCUGCUUGGACCACUGCUGACCGACAGGCCUUUGCCAAUGACUUGACUCACCCCCAACUACUGGCGGUGACGGACAAUGUGAACGAGUCGAAGGGGGAUAAGGGCCCCGAGGAAUGGAAGCCUCCUCUCGGUAAGCGCACUGGACGUGGGUUCUCGGGUUACCCAAUAGUCUCGUAUUAUUGCACCUAUGCGGAGAUGUGGGUCAAAGUGAAGUCGGUCUAUAGUCUCACCAUCACGUCGGAGGAGAAGUCGGCCCUGUCCGAUAUGCUGGAUACGUGCUAG
Molecule: messenger RNA, 669 nt
Organism: Penicillium canariense
Lineage: Eukaryota; Fungi; Ascomycota; Eurotiomycetes; Eurotiales; Aspergillaceae
Exons: 4
Coding region: 1-669 (222 amino acids)
Source: RefSeq, a predicted model, not a curated record